Molecule: messenger RNA, 1434 nt
Organism: Ailuropoda melanoleuca (giant panda)
Lineage: Eukaryota; Metazoa; Chordata; Mammalia; Carnivora; Ursidae
Gene: TMEM95
Product: transmembrane protein 95
Exons: 6
Coding region: 151-1101 (316 amino acids)
Biological process (GO): fusion of sperm to egg plasma membrane involved in single fertilization
Cellular component (GO): sperm plasma membrane; acrosomal membrane
Source: RefSeq, a predicted model, not a curated record
UCGCACCAUUCCAGAAUAUUCUAGAAUCCCCAACUGUUCUGGAACACGCUAGGCUCUCCAGGCAAAGAGUUGGAACCAGGAUCGUAACAUUCGGAGGCCUUCCCAGCCUCAGUGGGGCUGGCCCCUGUCCACCACUCGCCAGCAGGCUUCAUGUGGGUGCUGGCAUUGGGUGGGGUUUUCCUGGCAACUGCCCAGGGCUGUGUUCUCUGCCACCUCCCAGCCCGUGACUUGUCAGGCCGCCUGGCUCAACUCUGCAGCCAAGUGGAGGUUCUGUGGAAGAACUGUGGGGCCUCCUGGAGCUUCCCGGCCUUUGCCUUAGGUAAGCUCAGACGUCCAGGGACAGGCCGGGCAACAGUCGCCACCGCACCCGGAGUGGGGCAGCCUGUGGCUUCCCAGCCGGGCCCCUCAGUCGCCCCCUCAGUCCACAGCCCUCCCGGGACACACCGGCCUCUCCCGGUGGGAGAGCUGCUUCAGGCCCUGGGAAGGUCAGGGAAGAAUCACAGGUCCCUGCCCGUCUCCGCAGAUGAGGCGUCCAUGAACAAAGUCAUAGAGAAGACUCACAGAGUCCUGAGGGUCAUGGAGAUCAAAGGGUCUCCUUCCUCCCUCCGUUUAUAUUGGCAUUGGCUGCAACACACCAGGCUCCCCGCGUACACCAGGGAAGCUCUCUGCGCGCCCGCCUGCCGGGGCAGCACCAUCCUGUAUAACUGCUCCACCUGCCAGGAGUUCAAGGUGCGCUGCUGGCCCCGAAAGCGCUGCCUCCCAGGAAGUCACGAUCUUCGCGAAGCCAGGAUUCUGCUCCUCUCGGUCUUAGUAGCUGCCCUGCUGUUGGGUGUUAUGAGCCUCGUGGUGGAGUCCCGUUACCACCUCGAAGCAAAAAGAACAAGUGAAGACACUGACAACCUCCUGGCCGCUGGUUCUCGAGACUACGAACCCAUAACCUCCACUUCCUCGGAGGGGAUCAGCCAGCCCCUUAGUUCCAGUCCCAAAGGCUCAGGCUUCCAGAGCCCAAGCCCAGAGGUCCCCACAAUCCCUGCAUCAGAGGGCCGCCAGGGACCCAGGCGCCCACAACUGGGAAGCUCCUCCCCCCCAGCCCUCAACUAAUCAGACAGGAGCAGCCACUGGUUCCAGGAAAAUAUCUACAGAAGGAAAGAAUCCCCUCCCCACACCACCCUUCCCACACCCCCUCCUGCCUGUUCUCGGAAAGCGGGGGCUGUCUGCCCCAGAAGCUCCUCUUGGCCCUCUUGUGACUGAUUGGGAAUCCGGGAAUGGGUGUUUUAGAAAAGUCCCUCCCUUUAGAGUUGAGACCACAUCAGUCAGCCUGCUGGCAUGCUAUCCCUCCAUUUAACAUUGUGAAGCCUUGGCCUCCCACAGACGCAUCCCUCCUGCCAAGGCCGAGUAAACCUGUUGUCAAAUGGCCUCCACCCCUGCCUGGCC